This is a messenger RNA of Phytophthora infestans T30-4, 726 nucleotides long. RefSeq lists its product as uncharacterized. Gene Ontology annotation, biological process: endoplasmic reticulum to Golgi vesicle-mediated transport; Golgi organization; intracellular protein transport. Gene Ontology annotation, cellular component: Golgi apparatus; COPII-coated ER to Golgi transport vesicle; endoplasmic reticulum-Golgi intermediate compartment. Lineage: Eukaryota; Oomycota; Peronosporomycetes; Peronosporales; Peronosporaceae. The coding region runs from base 1 to 726 and encodes 241 amino acids. The transcript is spliced from 3 exons. The record is from RefSeq and is a predicted model, not a curated record.
AUGGCGCUCGUACGACUACUGCGUGUGGUGGCAGCAUCUGUCGCAGUGCUGGUAGCGGCACCCACUCCCUCGGACGCCAUGAUCGUGAAGCUGGAUGGGCGCGUGGAGGAAUGCUUUCAUGAGUACGUGCGUACCAAGCGCACGGCCUUCAUGAAGAUCGGCGUGCUGGAGUCGAAGGGUACCUACGACGUCCGACUGAAGGCGUACGGCCCGUUCCCCUCAUAUCCGGAAGAGGAGCAGGUGGACAAGAACUUCUUCGACCACCUUGUAGCAACGCCGUAUGAUGAGACCAACCAGAACGUCGAACACAGUGGCUUCAACUUUGAGUCCGAGCACCGUGGCGGAUGGUAUCGCUUCUGUCUUGGCAACAUGCACGACGGUAGCACGAAGAUGGUCGAGUGGUACACGUCCUUCGACCUGUCGAACGAGGACGAACUGGGCGAGGAAGACAAAGUAGACGAGCAGACUCGUAAAGAGCACGUGGAAGGUGUGAAGACGUCGCUAGAUCGAUUGCAGACGUUGCUGAAGCUUAUUCGUAAUGAGCAGGACUACUACCGUGCCCGAGUACACCGCCACGUUCAGACACUUGAGAGCAGUAAGUCGCGCAUCAUCUACUACACGAUGUUCGAGCUCGUCGUAUUGGGCGCCAUGUACGGCGGCCAGUCUUUCUUACUACAUAAGUGGUUUAGCGAUCGCGGCUACCUCUCCAAGCGCCAGUGGGCGUAA